AUGGCGGACAGAAAUCAUCAGCCCCAAAAACCCAUCACAAAUCGAAGAGACAAAUUCUCAUCCGACUCCAAUCAAUCCAAAUCCCACAACCCCAAACCUUCAAAUCCAAUCUCCAAUUGCAGAAACGACACCGUCUCUGCCCAUCAAGAUUUUCCCGCCCUAAUGGGUUCUUGCCCUUUCAUGUGCCCAGUGGAGGAGAGGAUAAGGCGGGAGAGGCUGCGUGAUUUGUCUGUGUUGGAGAGACUCCAUGGAAAUCCUGCUAAAACUUCACCCACUCUUGCUGUCAAAAAGUUCUGCAGAACUAUAAGCACAAGAGAAAUGCAAGCUUCCGAUUUACGGCCUAUACCGGUUUUGGAAAGCACUCUGAAUUAUCUUCUCAACUUGAUGCAUUCCGAAGAUCAUCCUUUUGAGGUUGUUCAUGAUUUCAUCUUCGAUAGGACAAGGUCCAUUCGGCAAGAUCUUAGCAUGCAGAAUGCUGUGGGCGAUCGGGUGAUACAUAUGUACGAGAGAAUGGUGAAGUUCCACAUCGUAUCGCGUCACCAUCUUCAAAGAUCUUGUGGGACCCCAAAUGCCGUGUCUUUAUAUCACCUCAAUGCGGAGCAGCUUAUGAAAUCUCUGACAACUCUACUUAAUUUGUACGAAGCAAAUCGAGCGGAUUCACAUUCUACAUUCCUCCAGAGUGAAGCUGAGUUCUAUUCGCAUUAUCUUCUUCUCCAUCUCGAUUCCAAAAACCAAGGUGAACCUUUAUCUUUGUGGCUCCGCCGAAUUCCUUCUCCCAUCAUGAAAUCAAGAGAGAUGCGUUUUGCCCGUCGAAUAUUAAGAUACUACCGCAUGGGGAACUACAAACGUUUCAUUCAUACUACGGAAAACGAGGCGUCCUUUCUGCAGUAUUGCAUUAUCGAACCUUACAUCAACGAGGUGCGGAUAUUGGCAUUGUCCUGCAUCAGUUACGGAGGAUACAAGAUGCAAGCAUAUCCACUGGUGCAGUUAUCGAAGAUUCUGAUGAUGGAGGAAUCGGAAGUUGAAAAUUUUUGUACCGAUUGUGCUCUUGAAACAUCUAGUGAUGGUGCAACUGGAAAGGGGCUCAUGUCCACCAAGCAAUUAGUCGUAAAUAAAUUCUCGAGUGGGCCCCACAAGUACUAUCCAAUGAAUUCAGAACGGGUACAUAGGUUAUAUGCUGAGCUACCCGAGUUGUAAUAAUUGCAAAUAUGAUUGUAUUUACUUUUCAAUGGGAUACGUUAGACAAAACCGCUGAUCCCUAACAGAAAAUUAUGAGUCACAUACAAAGAAGUAUGGUCUUGGCUUGGGGAAGAUGACUAAAGCUCUUACGUAAUUUUGUGAACGGCGGAACCUUGUUUGUUUUCGAUUACAGGAAAGAUAACUUAUCCAAC
Molecule: messenger RNA, 1391 nt
Organism: Erythranthe guttata (spotted monkey flower)
Lineage: Eukaryota; Viridiplantae; Streptophyta; Magnoliopsida; Lamiales; Phrymaceae
Gene: SAC3C
Product: SAC3/GANP/Nin1/mts3/eIF-3 p25 family
Biological process (GO): mRNA export from nucleus
Cellular component (GO): transcription export complex 2; cytoplasm; nucleus
Source: RefSeq, a predicted model, not a curated record